Aspergillus tubingensis is the source of this 618-nucleotide messenger RNA. Its product is annotated as GNAT family N-acetyltransferase. The transcript has 2 exons. The record is from RefSeq and is a predicted model, not a curated record. Lineage: Eukaryota; Fungi; Ascomycota; Eurotiomycetes; Eurotiales; Aspergillaceae. Bases 1 to 618 code for a protein of 205 amino acids. Gene Ontology annotation, molecular function: acyltransferase activity, transferring groups other than amino-acyl groups.
AUGGCAUCUACCACCUCCCCCCUCCGCCUCGAGCCCGCCACUCUCGAGGACCUCCCCGCCCUCACCGACCUCUGGUACAAUGCCUUCACCACCGAAUCCAUGCUGACCAUCUGGCCCGACACCCCGGGCGUGCGACAAUGGUGGCACGAAGCCAACGAGCACGACAUGCGACACAAACCCGCAGAGAAAUUCCUCAAGGUCGUCGACACCUCCCAGAAUAACCGCAUCGUCGCCUACGCCAAAUGGUCUCUGCAGACGGCGGAAGAACGUGGUGCUCGCUGGCCGGCCUGGCAUCCAGAUAUGGAUCCGGUGCAUAAUGAUGCCUUUGUCAAGCAGCUGGAGACCUUCCGGGCUGCGUUGGUGGGUGGGGGGAGGCCGAAUUAUUAUCUCGAUAUGCUGGCGACUCACACCGAUUACCGACGGAUGGGUGCCGCUCGUCUGCUUCUGGAAUGGGGCUGUCGCGCUGCGGACCAGGCAGGCGUGCCGGUUUAUAUUGAUGCCAGUAAGGCGGGCAAGCCCGUCUAUGAGCGGUUUGGCUUCGAGGAUCGUAGCCAUGUCUUUGGGGAUACGGGUGCCUUGGCGCCUAUGGUGCGGGAUCCACCGAAGAAGGAUGCUUGA